AUGAGUUUCGUGUGUGCCGACUCGGGGUACCAUCAGCGCGUCGUACGGUCGAAAAGUGAUGUGCCGCCGGGCAGGAUGGAGGAGUACUUGGGCAACUUUUACUUUGGCCGACACAACGAGUCCGACUUCAUCGACUGGUGCCAAGAGUAUUGGCACGACUGGUCCGGCACGAGCACAUUCCCGACGGACUUGUACGAGAAGAAAUGCUACGAUGAAUUAUUCCCGUACGACUGCACCAGGGCGUAUGCAGGCGCAAGCUACGGCGACGGCACGGGCACCUGUGGGAAAUGCGGGAUCUCCAGACAUCUGUGGGCCUCGCCGUUUGACAGCUGGGCCAUGAUUUCCCUGCACCUUGCGCGCGACGCGCACAUGUACCCGCAGGCCAACGAUCCCGACGGCCCAAGCAAGCCCGUCGCCUGGAGACGGAACCGCCAAGUCAUACUCGACGCGGCGUGCACACUCUCCCGGGUCGCCGCCGCGAUGGCGCGCUCCCCGACCACGCGCGCCUCGACGGCGUGGCUGGCACCGGACUCGGGGUUCCUACGAAAGAACCCGAGCCUCGCGCGCGUCAAGAUGGGAGGCACGCACCGCGCGCAGCCGCUGAGCCACUACUACGAAAAGGGCGCGAACCGGCUCUACUUCCUCGCGGAGUGGGCCACGCGCAGCGACGCGACGGCGCACUACGCGCAGGUGCGCAACGACCGCGCCAAGAUUGGCGAGAUGCUGCGGGAGAUGGCGGCGAGCGGGUUCGGCGGCGGCGACCGGGCGGGCAACAGGGACGACGAAGGGCGGCGGUCCCGGGAAGACCCGUGGUACCACGGGUUCGAGGGCGCGGCCACGGUGUCGCUGACGCGGGCGGCCGAGGAGCACCGGCAGCACCAGCUCAGGAACCGGCAGACGGCCAACGUCAACGCCACGUCCAUCAUCGUGGCCUUCUCCAUGACGACGGACCUCGGGUGGGACGGCUACCAGAUCUCGUCGAACAACGCCGGCGGCGGCACCGGCGGCAGCUGCACUGCCUGCCCGGUUUCGUGCGGGUCGAGCUGCGGGAAUUCCGCGUGCGCGACGGACCUCGUCCUGACGGAGCUGUCUCACGAUUGCGGUGGCUCCAUGUGA
Messenger RNA from Parascedosporium putredinis, 1116 nucleotides. NCBI's taxonomy places the organism in Eukaryota, Fungi, Ascomycota, Sordariomycetes, Microascales, Microascaceae. The record is from the annotation of a GenBank genome assembly.